Molecule: messenger RNA, 1230 nt
Organism: Actinia tenebrosa (Australian red waratah sea anemone)
Lineage: Eukaryota; Metazoa; Cnidaria; Anthozoa; Actiniaria; Actiniidae
Product: transcription termination factor 3, mitochondrial
Biological process (GO): regulation of DNA-templated transcription; mitochondrial transcription; mitochondrial ribosome assembly
Cellular component (GO): mitochondrion
Molecular function (GO): double-stranded DNA binding
Source: RefSeq, a predicted model, not a curated record
AUGGCGGUAGCAAGAGAAGUCGUGAUCAGAACUCUGAAACUUUGCUCUCAUUCCUUCUCUAAAACAAUCUUUAAAACGUUACAGAAAAACACUUGCAAUGUCGUUAGGCAUUCAGGAAGUUACCCUGCUCGUUUUUCUUCAAGUUUAAUCGGUAAUUCUACAAAUAUUGACUCAAAAUUCGUAAAACAUGUUAAAAAUGUUUCUGAAACUGAGACAGACUUUUAUGAGAAAAGAAACAUUUCAGUGGAAAAAAUAUUAUCUGAUUUUAAUGUACCUAUUAAAAAAGUACAAAACCAGAUGGAUAUUACACGAUUAUCUUUGGAAAGAGUCAAAGAAAAGAUCAAGUUUCUUGAAGGAUUAGGUCUGAGUGCUGAAGACGUUGGGAAACUGCUUACAAGAAGACCAUCAGUGCUUGUAGCUAGAACUGAAGAUUUACAAGCUCGUGUUGAAGCGUUAAAGAAAGCUGGUAUUCAGCCUAAUGCACUAGUGUAUGCAGUCAAGAAAUCCCCAGGGAUUUUAACAGCAAAGACUGAAAAUACAAUUUUUUCUAAGGUUAAAUAUUUACUUGAUCUAAAAGUAAAACCCAAACUAACAAAAGAAGAAGUCCUACACAUGUUAACCAAGUGUCCAGACAUCAUUGCAACAUGCAGCUUGGAUUCAAUCCAAAACAAAAUCCAUUUCCUGGAAAAAGUCUUAAAAUUCAACCAACAUCAACUUCACAACAUCAUCCUCAAACAACCAACAGUUCUGACUUUUGGUACUGAUUCCAUGAAAUCUAAGUUUGCAUACUGUUAUGACGAGUUAAAUGCAAGCCGCUCAAGUAUUGCAAGAUGCCCUAGGGUGUUUCAAUGUUCUCUUAAGAGGAUCAAGGAAAGACAUCAAUUUUUGCUGAAAGUUGGUCGGCUAAAAGAGGAUAUGAUUGUUGAUGAUUAUGGUCUUGGCGUCAUAGUUACCCAAACAGAUAAAUACUUUGCCGAUAAAGUGGCUUUAAGUAGUCUGGAAGAAUUUAAUGCUUUUAGGUUAUCUGUUAAUAAUGAAUAGUGCUGGAACCAAUUACAAGAACGUAUCCGCAGCAGACCCCUAGGUUUUUACAUCUCCUACCCUGAUACUAAAAGGUUAACCCAUUAACCCAACAAACAGUACAGUUUUUAGACUGCAAUCUAAUACCCCAUUCACACCUAAACAUGUUUAGUUAAACUAUGUUUUCAUUAGGAAAAAAAUUGAGAAACU